Molecule: messenger RNA, 1029 nt
Organism: Stegastes partitus (bicolor damselfish)
Lineage: Eukaryota; Metazoa; Chordata; Actinopteri; Pomacentridae
Product: tripartite motif-containing protein 16-like
Exons: 2
Coding region: 1-1029 (342 amino acids)
Molecular function (GO): protein binding
Source: RefSeq, a predicted model, not a curated record
AUGGCUCAGAAAGGAGCUAAGAUUUAUUCAGAGAACAUUUCUUGUUCCAUCUGUCUGGAUCUGCUGAAGGAUCCAGUGACUAUUCCCUGUGGACACAGCUACUGCAUGAAGUGUGUUAAAACCCACUGGGAUGGACAGGACCAGUGGAGAACCUACAGCUGCCCUCAGUGCAGGAAGACCUUCAAACCGAGGCCUGUCCUGGAGAAAAACGUGCUGCUGGCAGAGUUAGUGGAGGAGCUGAAGAAGACUGGACUCCAAGAUGCUGCUGCUGAUCACUGCUAUGCUGGAGCUGAAGAUGUGGCCUGUGACGUCUGCACUGGGAGGAAGAGGAAGGCUGUCAAGUCCUGUCUGGUCUGUCUGGUCUCCUACUCAGCUGUGAAAGGAAUCAGAGAUAAACUACAGGACAUUCUGAGGGACACUCAACCAGAUGUUCUACUGACACAACCAGAACCAGAAGCAAAGACCAGAGCUGGAUUCUUAAAAUGUUCACGAGAAAUCACUCUGGAUCCAAACACAGCACACAGACAUCUGCUGUUAUCUGACGGGAACAGAAAAGUGACAUUAAUGGAACAACCUCAGUCUCCUCCUGAUCAUCCAGACAGAUUCACCAGUUGUUAUCAGGUCCUGAGCAGAGAGAGUCUGACCGGACGCUGUUACUGGGAGGUGGAGAGGAGAGGAGGAGGAGUUCUAGUAGCAGUUUCAUACCAGAACAUCAGCAGAGCAGGGAGCUCAAAUGAAUGUGUGUUUGGGUACAAUGACAGAUCCUGGGCUUUACAUUGUUACAGCAACAGCUAUGAAUUCUGUCACAGCUUCACUAAAACCUCCGUCUCAGGUCGUCCCUCAUCCAGAGUGGGAGUGUACCUGGAUCACAGUGCAGGUGUGCUGUCCUUCUACAGAGUCUCUGACACCAUGACCCUCCUCCACAGAGUCCAGACCUCGUUCACUCAGCCGCUACACGCUGGAGUUCGACUUUAUCGGAAUGGAUCCACUGCAGAGUUCACCAAACUCACACUGACUGAAGUCCUUUAA